This is a messenger RNA of Symbiodinium sp. CCMP2456, 1935 nucleotides long. Lineage: Eukaryota; Dinophyceae; Suessiales; Symbiodiniaceae. The record is from the annotation of a GenBank genome assembly.
AUGAGGUUAGGGAAGAUUUGCGAAGGCGUCGUUGAAGGCAUUGCCCAAGUGCAGAAUUUUGCCUUCACUACGGACUGGAUCGCUUGGCAGCGCUAUUAUGGCACCGAAGAGGCCCAGGAUUCUUGUGCUGACUACACGGAGGGUGCCAUGUGGAAGACUUUCUGUGACAUGCACUGCAUCGAAGACGCGGUGCUGAAGGGCAACUCGGCAAUCCUCAAGUCUAUGAAAACCCAGGAGACGCACGUUGUGACAACGCUGCACGACAUGCUGAAGUGGUACACCACGGAGCUGUUCGACAAGCUGAAGGAGACCCAGGAACAGAGUUCCCACAACUUCAAGGAGCAAGAACGAGUAAUGAAGUCUUACUUCGAACAGAUGGCGAACAUGCAGACUGACUAUGCGAACCAAGCCAACACUCAGAUCGACCAGCUCGGCGUGGACAUCAAUCAGCGCUUCGAUGAGAACGUGGUCAAGCCACUGAAUGUUCUGCAGCAGCACUUGAAGAUCAUGAAUGACAACUUGCUGAGCCUGGGCACUUGGCUAGGCAAUCAAGAUGUCUUUGCGAAGGAAGGAGGCGGUUGGACACCACCAACAUCCGUUCUCAGCAGCCUGUCCAACUUGCCUGGGAUGCCUCCACAUGCGGAGGUGCAAGAGAACUUCGGGGCAGCUGAGGCGGCCUUGGAGGAGCUUCUGAUAGAGCUUCAUAGGUCACCUGCCUUUGACGAGGACAAGGUGAUGCCCAUAUUGUCGAAGCUCAGGAGCCAGAUGAGGCACCUGCAUAAAGCAUUGCUUCAGUCCCCAGCAAGCUCACCCAACGCAAGCCACGCAGUGAUGCGGCUCAUGCGAGACGCUCAAGCUCAAGUGAAGGCCUUGCCAAAGGAGAGCUUUCCAGAAACCUUCAAAAGGCGCGUGACUGCCCAGCUGCGGCCUGCGGUACGACGUUGGCAGAAUCAAGCUCGGGUCGUGGCUACCGUCGCUUCAAGCCUCUCCAGCCUCUCCCUCUCACAGUUCGGUGUCACCGCCAACACUGGAAAGCAGCAAAGCGUUGACUUGCGUGAGUACGAAUACCAGAAGCUGAUGACGCUCAUCCACCGCGACGUGAGCGACUACUACCAGAAGGCCAGCCUCCAUGUCAGCGCCCACAAGGAGGCUCUGCUGCACCUGCUCUCCCAGAACGCGACUCAGGGUUGCGAGCCCAGUGUCAUCGAGGCUGGUCGGCUCCUGGCAGAGAUGCGUCGAACUGAGGAGGUCCACGUAAUCUCGCUGCUCAGCACCUGGCGUUCCCUCGCACAGAACUUGGACUUUUUGGCCAACCUUCUCGUAGACGGCGACCUGAUCACCUCGCAGCUUUUCGCAGCCGCCUCCCUCGAGCCAAACACCACAGAGCAGGCGCUUCAAUCAGCCAGCUCCAGCUCAGAGUCUCCCCAGCUCGUGCAAGUCUUGCCCUUGGUCGAAGCAGACCUGGCGCGCACAAUGACAGUCAAGAUGCUUCCCUUUGUGCAACAAGUAGCUCAAGCCUUCGACCUUAGCCAGCUCCUGGCUGAUAUGUGGGUCCACGGCUCCAUGGAGGUUCCUGACACAGAGCUUCGACUCCUACAAAACGCUUGGGCCAGGGCAGCCCAGGCUGCCAGCCUGUUGGAGACUUCGUCCUCUCAGUCUUUAAAGCCGUCUUUGCCCUUUGCUGUGCUGCGAUCCGCCAUGGACAAGGCACUUCCAAUGGCCGUGUUCCAGGUGCCGGACAUCUGCCGCGAUGGCAGGAGCUGGACGCUCUGGCAGCUUCUGUCAGGCGAGGCUAUCAUAUUGGAUGAGAAGAACUUCUUCUACGCCUGCAAUCUGACCACUGGCCGGCUCAGGGCCUACCAAGGUCACAACAGCUCCAUUAUGCUCGAUGCGUUUCUCGCUCUGCAUCAACAAUUUCACCGGCGAGUGGCGUGA